UCAAUUUACCAAACCGUGAAAGAACCCUUUAAAAUAUAUGCAAAUCUUGUUGAUUUUUACAAUAAAUGAUCUCAAUAGUAAUGCUUUAUUUAUGUUCCAUGUUCAAUAUUGAUGAUGAGAUAUGAUUCAAACAAUUUACAUGGUUAAUAAGAUGCCCAUAUCUUUUAGAUCUUUUUAGGAUUUUCAACAGAUAAUUCACACAAGAACACCAUGCAUAAAGUGUAGAUACAAGAUAACAUAUAGAAAACAAUUAAUAACAAAAAAUGAAUAUAAUUUAUAACUGGAAAUGUAACUUGGUCAUUGUAAACAACACAGUUCGUGUUUCGACAGUUUAAAUAGCGUGUUAGAUGCCCCAUGAGUGGUUUCGAUCACGUGAUCCGUUAUGGCUACAACUGAUCCGUUAAUGCAUGAAUUCUGCAGCAUAAAAAGGUUCUGGAUGUCACAAAGAUUUAAUCCUGUUUUAUAAACCUAUCAGAAUGGAUUUUACAGAAUGUCUUCAGCCUGAAUUAGUGGACAUGAUCCUGUCUUACUUUACUGACAAGGAACUCUGCACAUUUUCAGAAUGUUGUGUUCAGUGGAGGGAAAUAUCAAACAAGGAUCAUUUAUGGUAUAGAUACAAAAAUAAUGUUGACAUGUGUCAUGGUGUGCUUUUUUGGAUGUCAAGAAAUGAUAAGUGUAGAUGUACACUUUUCAUGCAGCAUUUCAAUAUACAUAGGUUGCAUCACUGCAUGGCAAAGGGCUGGUUAAGAUAUGGACUUGAUGGGGACAUCCUAACUGAGAAUCAUCUUAACAUCAGUAUGACAAAUGUGGCAGGCAACUCUCCUGUCUUCAAAUUAUUUGUUUCUGAAGGCAGUCGACUGUCCCCACUCUGUAAAUGGAAGAAUAUCUACAUUCGAGUUCACCAUCUUCACAAGAAUUGGAGAAAGGGACGAUAUUCAGUAUCACCAUUGUUGAAAGGGCACACAGAGAAAGUAACAGCUAUGGCUUGCAAUGGCAAAUUUGUGGUGUCUGGAAGUGAGGACAAGACAUUGAGACUUUGGGACAUCUCCCAGGCAACCUGUGUUCGUAAGCUAGAUGGACAUAUGGAUACCAUUACGAAAAUUAUUUGGAAGGGUAACACCAUAAUCACUGGCUGCGAAGACAGCUCUUUACGAGUGAUAGACUCCAAUGAUUUCCGGAUUCUCUUCUCCCUGCAAGGUCACAGCGGCAGUGUGGAUCACAUGACCCUGGUUGGCAAGGUGCUGGUAACUGCGGCAACUGACAGGACCAUUCGGCUGUGGUACCUGCCUGACAGGAAGCUCAUACACAUCAUGAGAGGUCAUGAGCAGGAGGUGGAGUGUAUGUGUAGCUUUGGCAACCAUGUGGUUACUGGUUCCUGGGACCACACCCUGGCCCUCUGGGACGUGGAGCAUGCAGAACUGGUCCAUAUGUACGAGGGUCACACUGAGGUUGUGACAUGCUGCUGGUACAAUGGUGAGAGGAUCGUGAGCGGUAGUGCUGAUGGGGACCUAAGGAUUUGGCGGCCCUCCCCUCCUAAGUGUCUACACGUUCUACAGGGGCAUGAGGCGGACGUUUACUGCUUGGCUGCCAAUACUUCGGUGAUAGCGUCAGGCUCCUCAGACAGCACUGUACGUGUGUGGGGUUUUGAUGGUAAGUGUCGUUACACAUUGAACGGCCAUCUUGGUGUGGUGCGCUGUCUGCACCUCUGUGAGGAACGUCUAGUCAGCGGGGGAGACCAGAAGAAAGUCAUCGUCUGGGACUACAAGACUGGGGAACAAAUGAACAUUGUACACAGACAUCCAUCUUUAUUGCACUUGAUGUGGGCAAACGAGACAAAAUUGAUCACAGCUUCUCCUGAACGUCCUGGAACUAUAGCAGUCCUCAGCUACUGGUAGCGUGGAACUUCUUGGAACCAUAGCUGUUCUAAGCUACUGGUAGCAUGGAAUGUCCUGGAACUAUAGCUGUCCUCAGCUACUGGUAGCAUGGAACGUCUUGGGAGUAUAGCUGUUCUCAGCUACUGGUAGCAUUGAAUGUCCUGGAACUAUAGCUGUUUUCAGCUACAUGGUAGCAUGUACAAUUCUUGAACUUAAGCUGUGGUCAGCUACUUGCAGCAUAAAACAUUCUGGAGCUAUAGCUGUUGUCAGCUAUUGGUAGCAUGGAACAUCCUGGAGCUAUAGUCAUUGUCAACUGUUGGUAGCAUAGAACAUCCUGGAGCUAUAGUCAUUGUCAGCUGUUGGUAGCAUGAAACAUUCUGGAGCUAUAGCCAUUGUCAGCUAUUGGUAGCAUGGAACAUUCUGGUGCUAUAGCCAUUGUCAGCUGUUGGUAGCAUGGAACAUCCUGGAACUAUAGCUGUUGUCAGCUACUGGUAGCAUGGAACAUUCUUGAACUUAAGCUGUUGACAGCUACUUGUCACAUGGAACAUUCUGGAGUUAUAGCCAUUGUCAGCUGUUGGUAGCAUUGAACAUCCUGGAACUAUAGCUGUUGUCAGCUACUGGUAGCAUGGAACAUUCUUGAACUUAAGCUGUUGUCAGCUACUUGCAGCAUGGAACAUUCUGGAGCUAUAGCCAGUGUCAGCUAUUGGUAGCAUGGAACAUUCUGGAGCUAUAGCCAUUUUCAGCUAUUGGUAGCAUGGAAUAUUCUGGAGCUAAAGAUACCGGUAUUUUUGUCCUGAAACUGCAGGGAAACUGUCUGUUUAACUAUGAAAAUGUUGUCAAAAUUGUGAUUAAUGUUGUACUGUUACGGCAAGUGUCUUCAAUGUAUUCAGCAAAAGAAUUUACUAAGCAGUCUCAUUUGUAUUCUCUUUAGUUUGAUAACAUGUUGAGAUAAAGUUAAUAUUUAAAUUUAAUAGGUUAAUUAAUUUGGUUGAAAGACCUAGAAAUGUAAAUCAAAAAGUAAAAGAACGUUUAAAUUGUAAACAUACAUGUAUGAUGCUAGUAAACAUUUCAGAAUAGAAAUUAGUAACAAUAAAAUAUAAUUAUGUUCCAACAAUCGUUACAUAUCAAAAGUAAAAAAUCUUCCUGCGGUUACCUUCCAUACGGUAUUGUAUACUGUUUUAAGUCUGUGAUAAAUCCUAUGUUUUAACACAAGCUUUAUGCACAUACCGUACAUUUUUGCAGAUAUAAUCAUCAUUUUUUGUUGGAAUUUUUGUAUCAUGUCUAUAACUCCAUAUUCAAGUGCCUAUGUAAGUGUCAAAGAUAUGUAUUAUUAACUUGAUAUUGUGCAAACAAGUCUACCAAUCAACGUGGUGCAUUUAGUUUUGUGCCAAAUAUGAUCAGGUGUCAUAAUCAGUAUUCACCACAAUCAUAAGAUACCGUUAGAUUUUUAACCUUAAUGUUAUAUUUUAAUACUUUUGUAAAAAUGAACCUUUUGUUUGUUUAUUUUUGUUUACCUGAAUUCUUAUUAUACCACCAUUUAGAUGUCUGAUAGGGGUCAAAAAGAGUUUCCCUUACUCCAUCUGUCCCUCUAUCUGACAGUAGGGCUCGGGUAAUACUAAAAUGUUCCCCGGGUAAGUAAACACAAACGUAUCCGGAAAUUUCUAACACUAAAUUGGUUGUUUUCUGCUAAUUUUUCAAAUUAAUAAUGUCCAUAUUUUUGUCAAUAUUCUGUAAAAUGGCUUCUAUAUUAUAAAACUCCUACUCAAAAAGCAUGUUAAGGCAGGUAUUGUUCAAAGAGAUUUUGUUUUCAUAUUCAGUAGUGUGUUUCAUGACUUUGGUUUUUGGGUGGGAAUGAAACUCGGGUACAGUAUAAAUUAGCCGGGUACGUGUUAGUAUAUUUUCAGUACCCAGGGUACAUUUAGGUAUACUUAAGAGUACCUGAGGUACAUUUAAGUAGAAACCAAGCCGCCAUUGACCAAUCAAGUGACAGUAGGAUGUUUCUAUAACUGAUGACACAAAAGGUAUUGCUGGUAACUUGAUGAAACUUAUUAAAAUCCUUGAACUAUCAUAUUAAACUGCAUGUGAAUGCUUUAAAUAGUCACCGUGGGGUAGUAGAUAUUGUGUCCCCCUAGCAACCUGGAGGUCAUGGGUUCGAUCCCCACUGUGGGGGCAUUCUUUAGAUCUUCCCCCAUACACACCAAGGACUGGUUCUAGUCCCAGGAAAUGGACUGGAGAGCGUUUCAAAUAAGCAGUAGGCUUUCUAUGCAAUCGAGCUAAAAUAAAUAGGUAUAAUUUGCAAACAUAUUAGCUAGCAUGUAAACUUAUGCACCUCUGUAUUUUAUUGCAGACAUAGCAAUACAAUGUAGUUAUCGCUUUUUUAAAGAAAAUUAUUACAUGAUUUAGCUUGUGUCGUGUGUAACUCAGGAAGUUUUUGCUACUAAACAUGUUAGCCAUCAUGUGAACUAAUGUCCACCUUCAUACAUUGGUUCCUGAUUUUUAAACAUUACCAGAAUUAUGGCCCACUUUAGUAAAUAAUUACUUCUUUACCUUGUGUCUGUUGUAACUCCACACGAUUUGCUACAAAAAAAAUUAUCCAGCAUGUGAGCUUGUGUGCCCAUUGGUUUCUUUUCUUUUUAACAUAACCACAGUAUAUAAUAGCCCUCGUUUGUUAAAAAAAAUACAUUCUUUACCUUGGCACUUGUGUCUUGUUGAAACAGGAAAGUACUGCUGCUACACUGAUAAAGCUACAAAAUAUAAGCCAGCAUGGAAAUUUGCGCCCCUUUGUAAUUUGAUUCACUUUUCCUUAGCUCACCUGAGCACAAAGUGCUCAUGGGUGAGCUUUAUGGAUACCAUGUUGUCAGUCCUCAGUGAGUGAGUGCGUGCGUAAACUUUUGUUAUCCUACGACUUCUCCCUCAGAAUGACUGUACAGAUUUUAAUAAAUCUUCACAGCAAUGAUCAUUGGGUGACUCUGAAAUGUGUUGGAACCAUUAGUUUAGUUUAAACCUUGUUAUUUUAGCUCGAUUGCAUCAUUAAAAGCCUCAGGCUUUAUUGAAACGCUCUCAAGUCCAUUCUGGUCCAUUUCAUAUGUAAGUAAUUGGAGCGAAAAAUAUACUUUAAAAAUAAAACCUUUAACAAAUGUUCAUCUUCUCUGAAACUACUUAGUUUAGGGGUAUGAUAUCUUGUGGUUAAAAUCGUCGAUGGAUCUCUACUUUGACCAUAAAGCAGUUGCUUAUUUAAGAAAUAAUCGACGGGUAACCGUUGGUUAUUGCGGUAAUAACCAACGGUAUGGAGUUCAGAUGCGUAGGAAUUAAACCAAGAGGGUGUAGCCCGAGUAGUUUGAUAACAAGCAUCGGAACGACAUACCGUUGGUUAUUACCGCAAUAACCAACGGUUACCCGUCAAUUAUUUCGAUUCUAACACGAUUUCAUUAAUAAGUUACCUGCGAUUUAAAGGUUAUAAAUGAGAAUUAUAUUAACCGAACGUUCUCCACUUUUCCGCGAAAACACGACGUCACCACAACAAUGAAAAUUAAAUGACGUCGUCUUCAUUCAUAAACAGUGCACUGACAAUCAAAAGUGACGUCAUACUAAAAACCGUUGGUUUAUCGGGGUAAUAACCCACGGUAGAUUUCCUUCUUUGUAUAUAGAAAACAAGUCAAGUGCCGUGGUAGAAUAUAUAGUAUUUUUAGACAAAAGUGGAAUGUAGGGGCAUUUGUGUUGUACAGACACAUCUAGAUCUAUAUACUUCCAUAAGUGUAACCGCAUAUGUGUUAUAACCAGGAAUAUUAUGUUAUUAUAUUCUUCUAUAUGAAUCAAACAUUGUUUUUGUUAGAAUGCAUGCUACAUGAGAAUGUUUUGUCAUGUAGCCCUGUCUGUGCUGCAUGCCAAGACUCUUAUAAAUUAUAUUAUACCUUAUAAAUUUUCUGUUUGAAAUAAUUUUUAGCUCGGCUGUUUUCAGACAAAACCCGAGGUAUUGUCAUAGCCAGGCCGUCAUGUCUUUCCACCGUCCGCUUUGCUAAAACCUUAACAUUGGCUCUAAAAUCAAAGUGCUUCCAGACCUACAACUUUGAAACUUCAUAUAUACAUGCACCUUGAUGAGUUCUACACGCCACAUCCAUUUUUGGGUCACUAGGUCAAAGGUCAAGGUCACUGUGACCUCUUAGAAAAAAAUAAAAAAUUCUGACAAACGUUCAUUUUUUCAAAAUUGCACCCACAGCCGAGCGUUGUCUUCCGUUAUGCGGUGCUCUUGUUAAAGAUUUAUUAACUCUAAAAUGUCUAUGGUUGUUGAAAUCAAGUCAGUUUGUUAAUACGUUUGUCAUAUAUAGGCAUACAUUUGCUAACUACAAAAUUCAGAUGUAACUUAAAAUUGGCUGUAUAAAAAUUGGACUUGUGAUCUUUGAUACAGCAGUCCUUGGGUCUUUGGAACAAAUAAUAAUUUCACUAUGUAAAAUUUCCUGCUUGAUUUGCAUUAAGACAUAGUUAAUGAAUAGUGCAUUUUACAAAAAUUGCUGUAUUCAUUGUUUGUAUCUGUUUUUGGCUGUGUUUAUAGUAAAUGUAUAAAAGUAUGUUUGAUUACAAACUGUAACAUUAAAGUGCAUAACAUCCUAUA
This is a messenger RNA of Dreissena polymorpha, 6483 nucleotides long. RefSeq names its product F-box/WD repeat-containing protein 7-like. The coding region runs from base 477 to 1895 and encodes 472 amino acids. The record is from RefSeq and is a predicted model, not a curated record. Gene Ontology annotation, molecular function: protein binding. NCBI's taxonomy places the organism in Eukaryota, Metazoa, Mollusca, Bivalvia, Myida, Dreissenidae. The transcript has 12 exons.